Abrus precatorius (Indian licorice) is the source of this 4036-nucleotide messenger RNA. RefSeq names its product receptor-like serine/threonine-protein kinase NCRK. The record is from RefSeq and is a predicted model, not a curated record. Gene Ontology annotation, biological process: protein phosphorylation. The coding region runs from base 1791 to 3614 and encodes 607 amino acids. The transcript has 9 exons. Gene Ontology annotation, molecular function: protein kinase activity; ATP binding. Lineage: Eukaryota; Viridiplantae; Streptophyta; Magnoliopsida; Fabales; Fabaceae.
AUUCCACUUCAUUUUUUAUGUUUGUAAUUAGAAGAUAUAUAUGUACCUAAAUUUUUAUUUUUUCAAAAAAGAUUUUGUUAUGACUCGAGAUAAUUGGGCUAUUCAGUGUGUGAAUUUGGUCAUAUGAAAGAAGAAUGGACAAGGAAAUGAGUGAAAAAUCAGCUGAGUUGUGAGCUGGUUUUUUUUGGAUAGAUGUAAAUUUGGAAGGGGGUUGAAGGGUUAUUUUCAGUUAGCAAAGGGGUUACUUUCGGAGAGGUGGAAGACUAGAUGGUUCCUUUUCUAAGCUCCAUUCAUUUCCAGAUGUUUAUGUUGUUUUUAUAGAAUAGACUCAUCUGGAUUGGUCUCUAUCCUUCCUAUCUGUUGUCAUUUGUCUGUUUAAUUUACUUCCCAUUGAUCUUAUUUCUCUAAUAAUGAAACCUUGAGGUUGGUGAACUUGGUUUCCCCUUACUCUAAUUAACUGCUUUUUGGCUUUGUUUCAGUUUAGUGAACUAGUUUCUUUCCAGAACAAGAAAAAGCGUAUACAAAUCAGUCUUAAUCUCUGCUUUCUCGUAUGCUUAACUUAGCUUUCUUUUUUGUAUUUUGUUUUGCUGCUUUGACUUUCUUUGCACCGGUUCUGAUUAUGCAAACUUCAAAAGAUUCUUCUUCUAGUUCCAAAUUCUCAUAAGCUUUGCAGAAUUGUAGGUGGAAACUAUGAUGGUUUCGUUUUGUAUGUUCCAUACAUAGACUUUGCAUAAGAUUUUGGAACCUAAUUUCAAGCCAUCCAUCAAGAGAGUUCUACCAGUUCACUGGCUACAUUUAUUGUCAGAUACAAGAUGCAACGAUUCUAUCGGUCCAUCUGUCCUCCUUCAAUUGAACAUUUAUGCAAAUUGGUUGUUGACUAACAAUUUACGAGUCCUUCCCACUCUCACUCAGUGUUGCUAUUCUAUACCCCCUAGCUACCAUCUACUUUACUAAAUGUUCAAGCUUUCAAUGCUUCUGUAUACAAUGCAUUUUAGUCAAUAACCUCCCAGUCCCAUCACUUUAUUAUCUGUUUCAGUACUUGGUGCUGUGGGUGGAUAACCUUGACUCUGACGUUUGUUGAACAACCAAGCAUUUGUUCCUUCCUACCCUUUUUACCUUAUUUACAAACACAGGCCAUGAAAUUUAGGUCAGAAAAAGAGACUUCUUAUCACAUUAUUAAGAAUGAAAUGAUUGGCAUUCAUUUCCUUGCUGCAGCAUAGGGUAGAAACUGAAAAAUGAGGACGCUGUUAGCUUGAAUGAUUUGUUUGUGUGCAGUAAUUCUUGGGUUUGUUUAUCUAGAGGAUCACUUUAUCUUUUUGUUUCCACAGAUAAUGAUUGGACUCUGGAUAUUUGAAGAUUAAUCCAGUUCUUGAUACAGGUUUACCAAUUGAUGCUAUUUUCUUUCUUUUUCAAUAUGAUCUUCAAAAUGGCAAAGUAGAUUUCAGUGUACAUAGUGCUGGAAGCUUUUAGAUUGGUACAGUUUUCAGAUUUACUCUGAUGUUGCUCUUGUAUGUGUACAUACCUUAAAUACAUUGCAGCCAUUAAUAGGUUAAAUCUCUCAAUCUCUCCCCUUAUCUGCUCCUCUCUCUCAUAGUCACACAUAUUGUAUUUGGAAGGAUGGAGCGUUAUCAUCUGCUCAUAAUUUUUGUUUUUUGGGGUCUGAUGAUGAAUCUGUUGAAAAAUUAUCUGACAUUUGUACCUUGUUUCAUAACAUGAGGAACAUUCUUGUAGUAUUUGAAUGGCACUAAAUUGUUUCCUUUCUUUUACUUGCAGUUUAUGGGUUGGGAUAAAUGAAGUCGCAGCUCAAAAUUGCUCUUGCUUUUGUUAUUAGCUUGCUCUUUAUUCAACACUCAUUUUGUGAUGAACCUUCUGAUACAUCUAGCCAAAACAAGUGGAAAUGCAGAUGUUCUUUCCAAGGGAACCAGAGCUACUCUCUCGCAAAUUGUUCAAAGUCAUGUGAUUGCCACUCAGAUGCUGAAGAGAGUGCAUCAGCAUGGACAUGCAUAUGUGAUCCUAAUGGGUUUCCCCAAGUCGCAGCAGAUGGCCAUAGCCCUAAUUGCUUUAAUGCUUGCAACUGCACCUGGGGAACUGUCACCAUGCCGGGAGGUUCAAAGAAACAUGUUUCCAGCAAGAUUGUUGUUGUCAUUCUAUUGAUAUGUGUUAUAUGCACAACCAUGGCAUUUCUUAUCUCGGUUAUAUGCUAUGUCUACCGAAGGGACAGAUGUGCUAUUCAACCACCAGUAUUCUCAUCGGAUAAGGAAAUGAGUAGUGGUAGUACGGCCAACUUAAUCAGUCAUAGGUCAGGGGCUUCUUCAGUGCCAGAAACAAAAUUUACUAUACAUUCUCCUAUUUUUCAUAUUACAGGAUGCUUUAGGAAAGCCUCUUUCUUGUUUGGGAGCCAAAAAGAAACUUUUCAUGGAAAUAUUAUUCAGUUUUCAUUAGCUGAACUGGAAAAUGCCACUGAAAACUUUUCAGCUUCCAACCUAAUAGGACUGGGAGGAAGUAGUUAUGUAUACCAUGGUCGGCUGAAAGAUGGUAGCAAUGUGGCAGUUAAGCGAUUAAAAGAUGAAGGAGUGCCAGAUGCAGACUCUGCAUUUUUCAAGGAGAUUGAACUAUUAUCUCGACUUCAUCAUUGUCAUUUGGUGCCUUUGCUUGGAUACUGCUCGGAGUUAAAGGGAAAACAUGUUCAGAGGUUACUAGUAUUUGAGUAUAUGUCUAAUGGAAAUUUAAGGGACUGCUUAGAUGGAGCUUCUGGAAAACAUAUGGAUUGGGCCACUCGUGUUACGAUUGCAAUAGGAGCUGCAAGAGGAUUGGAGUAUCUCCAUGAAGCAGCUGCUCCAAGAAUUCUUCAUAGAGAUGUCAAGUCAACUAACAUUCUUCUGGAUGAAAAUUGGCAAGCGAAAAUAACUGAUCUUGGUAUGGCUAAAAACUUGAGAUCUGAUGACCUCCCCAGCUGUUCAAAUUCUCCAGCAAGAAUGCAGGGAACAUUUGGCUAUUUUGCACCUGAGUAUGCCAUUGUUGGUAGAGCUUCUCUUGAGUCAGAUGUCUUUAGUUUUGGGGUGGUCCUUCUUGAGCUUAUCAGUGGUCGGCAACCCAUCCACAAAUCCACAGGCAAAGAAGAAAGCCUCGUUAUAUGGGAUAGUGGGCGAGUGAUAGCAGAGUUGGUUGAUCCACAAUUGAAAGGAAACUUCCCAGAAGAAGAGGUGCAGGUUAUGGCAUACUUAGCAAAGGAGUGUUUGCUGCUGGAUCCUGACACUAGACCAACCAUGAGUGAGGCUGUUCAGAUUCUUUCAAGUAUUUCCCCAGGCAAAUCUAGAAGGAGAAGAAACAUUCCAGCAAACCUCCUUCAGGAACUAGAGGAUGCUGCUGAAAAGCAAAAGAAAACUCUAUCCAAUAACUUUCCAAUUCAUAGCUCAUUGCCACAAGAUACUGAUCAAAAUCUUAGUGUUGUGCACAAAAAUAAAGAAGCGGAUGCAGUUUCAGCUGAAUAUAUGGAGAGUUUGAUCCUCUUGACUUCUAAAUCUGAUAGCAGGCAUGCAUCAGAAGAGGAAAUGGUAGACCUAACUGAGCCUAGGUUUGAAUCAUUUUGCAUCACAAAUGGCAAGGUCCCUUGAAAACACAAGACCUGGCAAGAACAGAGAUGCAGAUGGCUGAAGUCUUAUGUUGUGAGCACUGCUGGUACAACUAUGUUGCUUGUACUAGCUUCAGUUAUUGUGUUUGACUCAAUGGGAUAAGGGAUGCCGAUCUACAAUUUUACUUUUUCACUUUGUUUUGAAAGGAAGAGCACAGAGGUGUUGUUAGAUAAGCACUGAAAUAUAUUUGUUUGUUUCUUGUACAGAAAGACAUAGGAUAAUAGGAGAUUCUGGUUCUUCUUUAUUUGGAGAAGAACCGUGUGACAUACACAUUAAAUUAAAGAUUUUGGACAUAGAAAUAAUUGUUUUACAAAGGAACUGUCCUAAUACAGAUGCCAUUGCUCAAAAGUCCUUGUCCCCAAGAGGGUUAAGUGUAAUAAAUUAAAUGAAACUAAGGUUUGUAC